Mercenaria mercenaria is the source of this 1406-nucleotide messenger RNA. Its product is annotated as mesoderm-specific transcript homolog protein-like. The transcript has 12 exons. The record is from RefSeq and is a predicted model, not a curated record. Gene Ontology annotation, molecular function: catalytic activity. Bases 45 to 1019 code for a protein of 324 amino acids. NCBI's taxonomy places the organism in Eukaryota, Metazoa, Mollusca, Bivalvia, Venerida, Veneridae.
UAUGUCUCCCCCUUGCUAAAGGAAACACUGUAGCUUCAGACAGUAUGGGAUAUUUGAUGAUUGUUUGGAUUGUACUGGUCACAGUGGUCACUGUAUUCUACUUGAACAUUCCACCUCCAGAACUGUCACCACGUCUUAAGGCCUGGUACAAAAAAGGCAGCUUCUUCAGAUACAACGAUUUUGAUAUUUUCUACAUAGAUGAAGAUGGUGUUAUGACAGAUGACAGUACAUUGUUGUUGAUUCAUGGCUUCCCAACGUCUAGUCAUGACUGGAUCAAGAUUUUGGAUGACUUAAAAGAACAGUAUAGCAGGAUUGUAAUGACAGAUAUGCUGGGCUUUGGAUUUACAGAUAAACCAAAGCAGUAUGAUUACCUUAUCACAGAGCAGGCAGACAUAUUGGAAGCCAUCUUGGAAUCCCUGUCAGUGAAGGAUGUUCACAUUAUGUCACAUGACUAUGGGGAUACAGUUGCUCUAGAGUUACUUCACAGGCAUAAUACCAACAAAGGGAAAGUGCAGGUGAAUUCAUUGUGCAUGCUGAAUGGUGGGGUAUUUCCAGAAACUAACUUCCCACUGUUUGGCCAAAAGAUGCUACUGGUGCCAGUUUUAGGAGAUCUCCUUUCACAUAUCUCCUUCUAUGGUUCAUUGAAACGAGGGUUAGGCAGCACAUUUGGCCCUGGAACACAACCCUCAGACACUGAUAUGAGAGAUUUCUAUGCAGUACUGAGAUACAAAGAGGGAAAUAUUGUAAUGUCAAGAUUGAUACACUAUAUAACGCAGAGGAAUAAGAAUAAAGAGCGCUGGGUUGGAGCAUUGCAGAAAACAAAAGUACCUACACAUAUGAUAUAUGGACCAGCUGAUCCAGUAAACCCCCCUGUAUUUGUUGACCAUUACAAGAAAGUAGUUCCAAAUCCAAGUAUACAUGUGUUGCCAUCUGGGAUAGGGCACUACCCUCAAUGGGAAGAUCCGACUGGAGUUGUUUCCUCUUACGUUGAGUUUUUGAAGAAUGUAAAACAGGAAUGAUAAAAAUUAUUUUUAAAGUUAGAUUUUGUCAAAAAAUGUCAGGUUUUAUAUUAUAGAAACUAUUCUUUUAAGUAAGGUUUUACCCUAUUGUUUAUAUUCGGCUGCUCAUAAUGGUGUUACUUUUGACUUUUUAGGAAGCAGUAAAUACCACAGAAAUUUGGUUUGUAGUUUCAAAGGACAAGAAUGUCCUUAAAGAUUUUUUUUGUGAAAAGAAAUGUUGCAAAGUUAACAUUUUCCACUUAUCCCUAAUUGAGGAUAAAAAAAGGUGCUUAGUUAUAUAAAUGCUAUACUAUUUGUUAACUGAACAGAGUUGCCAAAAAAAUUGUGAUCUCAAAGGUAUGCAAGUACAAAAUGUAAUUGAGCCGUGCCAUGGGAAAACCAACAUAG